This is a messenger RNA of Adineta steineri, 3429 nucleotides long. The record is from the annotation of a GenBank genome assembly. Lineage: Eukaryota; Metazoa; Rotifera; Eurotatoria; Adinetida; Adinetidae.
AUGUCAAAUAAUACUGUAACGAUGCAAUUAGAUAAUAUGCGAAAGAAACGACCCAUUGUAAGUAAUUUAUCUAUAAUUCAACCACAUAAAAUACCAUUAAAUGAACUCUGUCAACAAUUAAAUCUACUUGAUAUACGAUCUGGUUUAACAACAGAUCAAGUAACUGAAGCUCAAACACAGCAUGGAUUAAAUCAACCGGCUCCUGUCGCAGAACCCGGCUAUAUACAUUUAUUUAUUGUUCAGACAUUUACUGGUUUUAAUGCAUUAUUAUGGAUUGCUGCUAUAUUUGCUUUUCUAGCCUAUAAACCAUUUGGAAAUCCAACACCAGAUCCAACUAAUUUUGGUCUUGGUGUUGUAUUAACAAUGGUUAUUAUUGCCAAUGCAAUCUUAAAUGUAUAUCAAAAAAUGAAAUCACUUAAAAUAAUUCGUUCAUUCGGUCAAAUUUUACCAAAAUUAACAACAGUUCGUCGUAAUAAUGGUCGUGAACAAGAAAUUUUAACAACAAAUCUCGUACCAGGUGAUAUUAUUCUAUUACAUAUUGGCGAUAGAGUUCCUGCUGAUUGUCGUAUAAUAUCAUGUGAAAAUCUUAAAGUUAAUAAUGCUGAAUUAACAGGAGAAUCAAAACCACUUAAAUGUACAACAGUUGCAACAAAUGAAAAUCUUUUAGAAACAGCAAAUAUGAUUUUCUAUUCUGCACUUAUUGUUGAAGGAAGUGGUGAAGCUAUUGUUGUUGCUACUGGUGAUCAAACAGUUUUAGGUCAUGUCAGUAAAUUAACACGUGCAUCCAAUACAGACGAAAUAACUGGUCUUCAUCGUGAAGUAAAUCGAUUUAUAUUAUUCGUUCUUUGUUGUACAGUUAUAUCAAUUAUACUUAUAUGGAUAACAUGGAUGGUAUGGUUACAUCCAACCUAUCCAGAUUAUAUAACGUUUAAUGCUAAUGUUGUUAACUCAAUUGGAAUGAUCGUAGGAUUUUUACCUGUUGGAUUGCCAUCAGCAGUAACAUUAGUUCUAGUUAUUGUUGCUAAACAUAUGUCAGCACAACAAGUCUUAGUUAAGAGUCUUCAAACAAUUGAAACAUUUAAUUCUGUUUCAAUGAUAUGUACAGACAAAACCGGUACAUUAACACAAAAUAAAAUGGUUUGUACGCGUUUAUUAUGGGAUAUACAUGAAGAAUUUCAAGUACCAACAACAACAAGUAUUUCAUACGAUAAAAAAGAAUGGAAAUCACUAUUUGGUACACUUGCAAGACGUUUAUCAAUUGCAUCAGGAUCUCGAUUAGCAACACCAAUGGAUAGUUUAAGUGUUGGAGAUUCAUUAUCAACAAGAAGAUUCGAACUCGAUCAAAUUAGUCCACAGAUAACACCUCAACGAGAUUUAAUAUUAGGAGCAUGUUUAUGUAAUAAUGCUGAAAAACGUUUACAAGAAAAUCAACAAGAAUUACAAGUUAGUGGUGAUGCAGCUGAUAUCGCUCUUUAUAAUUUAUGUGAAAGUAAAUUUAAUAUUGAUGUUGAACAUAUACGUCAUCAAUAUCCACGAAUACAUUGUUUACCAUUUAAUUCUACAAAUAAAUUUAUGAUUGUUGCUAAUCAAUUAUCAUCAUCAAAUCAUCAAUCGAUAUUAAAUAAUAAAUCGAAUGAAAUUUUAAUAACAUUAAAAGGUGCAACAGAUAUUGUCUUAACACGUGAAAAAUGUUUAACAUAUAAAACAAAUACUGGUGAAAUCAAAGAAUUAACAGAUGAUAUACGUCAUCAUAUUAUACAUAGACAAGAACAAAUGGGCAGUGAUGGUUAUCGAAUUAUUGCAAUGCUUCAACAAACAAUUGCAAAAAAUGUAUUUGAUGAAAUGUUACUUAAUAAAUCAUCGGAUGAUCCGUCUGGUGCUUUUCCAAAAGAUGGUUAUACAUUUAUUGGCCUUUAUUGUUUACUUGAUCCGCCAAGAAUUGAAGUACCUGAUGCUGUACUUAAAGCUCGACAAGCGAAAAUUCGUAUUGCAAUGGUUACGGGUGAUCAUCCGACAACAUCAAUAUCUAUAGCUAAACAAGUAAAUAUUUUAACUCCUGAUAUAAUACAAAAAAAUGGUUUUGAUACAUUUCAAUUAACUGGUAUGGAUAUGGCAACUGGUCGACCAAUAGUUCAAUUACUUCGAAAUGGAGCUUUACUUGAUACGCAUGUAUUAGGAACAGUAAAUCGUCUUGAAGAAACAAAAAAGAAAACAACGAAAAUUCAAUUAACUAAUGAUGAAGAAAAAAAUAUACCUGUCUCAUGGAUUAAACGUGCAUGGGAAUAUGUAAAUUUUUAUUUUUCUGAUCCAAAAGAGACAACUGAUCGAGAUAAAAAACAAUCUUUAGUGCCAUAUGCUAUUGUUGUUAAAGGAAGUGAUAUUCCUUAUAUGGAUGAAUAUAUGUGGGAUUGGGUAUUAUCACAUCAAGAAUUAAUAUUUGCAAGAACAUCACCAGAACAUAAAUUACGUAUUGUUAUGGAAUGUCAACGACGUGGUGAAAUAGUAGCUGUAACAGGUGAUGGAACGAAUGAUGCACCUGCGCUAAAACGUGCUGAUCUUGGUGUUGCAAUGCAAUCAGGUUCUGAUGUAUCAAAAGAAGCAGGUGAUAUGGUUCUAAUGGAUAAUAAUUUUUCAUCGAUUAUAAAAGCAAUUGAAACAGGUCGAUUAUUAAGUGAUAAUUUAAAGAAAGUAUCAAUUUAUUUGUUACCAGGAGGUUCUUGGUCUGAAAUUUGGCCUGUUCUAUUUAAUACAUGGCUUGGUAUACCAUUGGCUUUAUCCGCUUUUCAAGCAACAAUAUUUUGUAUGAUGAAUGAUGUAUUUAUGUCCUUAGCAAUGGUAUCUGAAAAAGCUGAAAAAGAUAUUAUGCAUCGUCCACCAGCAAUUCGAAAUAAAUCACAUUUAUUAAAUUUAAAAUUACUUUUUCAUGCAUAUAUAAUAAUUGGUAAUAUUGAAUGUUUUGCUGCAUUUUUUUGUUUCUUUUGGUGGUAUUAUGCAAAUGGUAUUCCAUUAUCAAUGAUCUUUUUUAAAUAUGAUAGUUUUGAAAAACAAUUUUCACCCGAUAAACAAAAAUUAUUACCAACAAUAAAUCAAACAGGUCAAUGCAUUUAUUAUGUUGCUUUAUGUAUAAUGCAAAUUUUUAAUUUAUUAACAACACGUACACGCUAUGCAUCGUUCUUUACACAUAAUCCAUUUUGGUCUCGUUAUAGUCGAAAUUUAUGGUUAAUUGUUGGAAUAAUUGCAUCAGUAUUGACAUGUGCUCUCAUAACUGAAGUUCCAUUUAUGCAACAUCAAUUUAAAACAGAACGAGUACCAAUAUUAUAUGUUUUACCUGCAUUUGGCUUUGGUUUAUUAAUGUUUAUUAUGGAUGAAUUAAGAAAAUUAUAUAUUCGACGAAAUCCAGGCUGUUGGUUAGAACAUAUUGCUUGGUAA